Molecule: messenger RNA, 1779 nt
Organism: Staurois parvus
Lineage: Eukaryota; Metazoa; Chordata; Amphibia; Anura; Ranidae
Source: the annotation of a GenBank genome assembly
AUGGAGCACACAGACAGUUCUGAAAGCGAUGGAAAUUCCCGGGGACCUGCACGCAUUACCAGAUCCACUGCAAGGCUCAGCCAGAGCUCGCAAGAUUCCAGUCCGGUUAGCAAUCUGCAAUCGUUUGGUGCAGAGGAGCCGGCCUACUCCACCCGGAGGGUGACCCGCGCAGCCAGCAGCAGCCCACCCCCAUGACUCCGAAAAAAUACCCACUCCGACAGACCCGCUCAUCGGGAUCGGAAACCGAGCAAGCGGUGGACUUUUGUGACAGAGAUGCUAAAAACGCCGGGGAUCACGACGAAUCCCCGCCUCGCACUCCUACUGGAAAUGCACCAUCAUCAGAGUCCGAUAUAGACAUUUCAAGCCCCAACGCUUCUCAUGAUGAGAGCAUUGCCAAGGACAUGUCCAUGAAGGACUCUGGGAGUGACCUGUCUCAUAGACCCAAGAGAAGGCGAUUUCAUGAGAGCUACAACUUCAAUAUGAAAUGUCCCACCCCCGGCUGCAACUCUUUAGGGCACCUCACUGGGAAACACGAGAGGCAUUUCUCUAUCUCCGGCUGCCCAUUAUACCACAACCUGUCUGCGGACGAAUGCAAGAAUUGUGAUGAAUUUCAGGUGAGAGCACAGAGCCGUGACAAACAGGUGGAAGAGCGGAUGCUGUCCCACAGGCAGGAUGACAAUAACAGGCAUGCCACACGCCACCAAGCUCCCACGGAACGCCAACUCCGGUACAAAGAGAAAGUCACAGAAAUGAGAAAGAAGAGGAACUCAGGCUUAACCAAAGAACAGAAAGAGAAGUAUAUGGAGCAUAGGCAGAACUAUGGUAAUACAAGAGAGCCACUCUUGGAAAACCUGACCAGUGAGUACGAUCUGGAACUUUUCCGAAGGGCCCAGGCCAGAGCCUCGGAAGACUUGGAGAAGCUGCGACUACAAGGCCAGAUCACUGAAGGAAGCAACAUGAUUAAGACUAUAGUCUUUGGUCGGUAUGAGCUGGACACCUGGUACCACUCUCCGUAUCCAGAGGAGUAUGCACGUCUGGGGAGGCUCUACAUGUGUGUGAAUUCUGUCUAAAGUACAUGAAGAGUCAGACUAUCCUCCGAAGACACAUGGCAAAAUGUGUUUCCUGGGGACGAGAUCUAGAGGGAUCCAUCUCCGUUUUUGAAGUAGAUGGAAAGAAGAACAAGAUUUAUUGCCAAAACCUGUGCCUUCUUGCAAAGCUUUUCCUGGACCACAAAACACUGUACUAUGAUGUGGAACCAUUCCUUUUCUAUGUCAUGACUGAAAGCAGACAAUACCGGCUGCCAUCUCAUAGGCUACUUCUCAAAGGAGAAAAAUUCAUUUCUGAACUACAAUGUGUCCUGUAUCUUGACGAUGCCACAGUACAUGAGACAGGGUUAUGGGAAGAUGCUAAUAGAUUUCAGUUAUCUGCUUUCCAAGGUGGAGGAGAAGGUGGGCUCCCCUGAGCGUCCCCUCUCUGACCUGGGCCUUAUAAGCUACCGCAGUUACUGGAAGGAGGUCCUGCUACGCUAUCUGCACACCUUCCAGGGCAAAAGAGAUUUCCAUUAAAGAAAUUAGCCAGGAAACGGCAGUGAAUCCUGUGGACAUUGUAAGCACUUUGCAGGCCUUACAGAUGCUCAAAUAUUGGAAGGGAAAAAAACACCUUGUACUAAAGAGACAGGAUCUCAUUGAUGAAUGGGCAGCAAAAGAAGCAAAAAGAAGUAACAGCAAUAAGAUAAUGGAUCCUAGCUGCCUAAAAUGGACACCACCUAAAGGAACAUGA